Messenger RNA from Suncus etruscus (white-toothed pygmy shrew), 3141 nucleotides. It is a transcript of the gene TAX1BP1, whose product is annotated as Tax1 binding protein 1. Lineage: Eukaryota; Metazoa; Chordata; Mammalia; Eulipotyphla; Soricidae. Bases 2 to 2380 code for a protein of 792 amino acids. The transcript has 16 exons. The record is from RefSeq and is a predicted model, not a curated record. Gene Ontology annotation, biological process: negative regulation of apoptotic process.
AAUGACAUCCUUUCAAGAAGUCCCAUUGCAGACUUCCAACUUUGCCCAUGUCAUCUUUCAGAAUGUGGCUAAGAGUUAUCUUCCUCAUGCACACCUGGAAUGCCAUUACACCUUAACUCCAUAUAUCCAUCCACAUCCAAAAGACUGGGUUGGUAUAUUCAAGGUUGGAUGGAGCACUGCUCGUGACUAUUACACAUUUUUAUGGUCCCCUCUUCCAGAAAAUUAUGUAGAAGGAUCAACAAUCAAUUGUGUUUUAGCAUUUCAAGGUUAUUACCUUCCAAAUGAUGAUGGAGAAUUUUACCAGUUCUGUUAUGUUACCCAUAAGGGUGAAAUUCGUGGAGCAAGUACACCAUUCCAAUUUCGAGCAUCUUCACCAGUUGAAGAAUUACUUACUAUGGAAGAUGAAGGAAAUUCUGAUAUGUUGGUUGUGACCACAAAAGCUGGCCUUCUUGAGUUAAAAAUUGAGAAGACUAUGAAAGAAAAAGAAGAACUAGUAAAGUUAAUUGCUGUUUUGGAAAAAGAAACUACACAGCUUCGAGAACAAGUUGAAAGAUUAGAAAAAGAACUUAACCGGGAGAAAGAACAAUGCGAGCAACUGCAAGCUGAGCAGAAGGGUCUUAUUGACACAUCACAAAGUUUAAAGUUGGAAAAUGAAGACUUAAAGAAGAGAUACAAUGAUGCUACAUCCAAAGCUUUCCAGUUGGAAGAAGACAUUAUGUCAGUGACAAAGAAAGCAAUUGAAAAAGAAACUGAAUUAGACAGUUUAAAGGACAAACUUAAGAAGACACAUUAUGAAAGAGAACAAUUCGAAUGUCAAUUGAAGAUGGAAAAGGAUGAGAAGGAACUUUACAAGGUACAUUUGAAGAAUAUAGAAAUAGAAAAUACCAAGCUUGUGUCAGAGGUCCAGACUUUAAAGAAUUUAGAUGGGAACAAAGAAAGUAUGAUUACUCAUUUCAAAGAGGAGAUCGGUAGACUGCAGUUAUGUUUGGCUGAAAAGGAGAAGCUGCAGAGGACUUUCUUGCUCACAAAUACUAAUAAGGAUGAUACAUUUAUAUUAAAGGAGCAACUUCGGAAAGCAGAGGAACAGGUUCAGGCAACUCGGCAGGAAGCAGGCUUUCUGGCUAAAGAACUUAGUGAUGCCGUCAGCGUUCGGGAUAAAACAAUGGCCGAUUUGCACACUGCACGCUUGGAAAAUGAGAAAGUGAAAAAACAAUUAGCUGAUGCGGUGGCAGAACUGAAACUAAAUGCUGCAAAAAAAGACAAGGAAAAGAAUGAUACACUAGAACAUGAGCUGAGAAGAGAGGUUGAAGAUCUGAAACUACGUCUUCAGAUGGCAGCAGAUCAUUAUAAAGACAAAUUCAAGGAAUGUCAGAAGCUUCAAAGACAAAUAAAUAGACUUUCAGACCAAUCAGCCAAUAUUAAUGUCUUCACAAAGAAAACUGGCAAUCAGAAUAAAGUGAAUGAUGUCUCAAUAAAUACAGACCCAGGUACUACUACCUCUACUGUAGAUGUAAAGCCACAACCUUUAGCAGGUGAGAUGAAUUGUGACAUGGCAACUAAGGGGCAAGUCUGUGAAAUGAAUAAAGAAAUUGCUGACAAAACAGAAAAAUACAAUAAAUGUAAACAGCUAUUGCAGGAUGAGAAAACAAAAUGCAAUAAAUAUGCUGAUGAACUUGCAAAAAUGGAGCUGAAAUGGAAAGAACAAGUGAAAAUUGCUGAAAAUGCAAAAUUAGAACUAGCUGAAGUACAAGAGAAUUACAGAGAACUUAUUAGGCAGAACCUAGGGAAACCAGCAGAAAGGAAAAUGGAGGACCAGCAUGCUCAGAAUUCUCCGAGGACCUCACAGCUUCUCAGCACGUGCUCAGAGCAAAAUGGUCAAGUUCCUUUGGUCCCGACUGCACAACCUGCUCUACAAUAUGGGAAUCCUUAUGCAGCACAGGAAAUAAGAGAUGGAGCAGAUGGAGCUUUUUAUCCAGAUGAAAUCCAGCGGCCACCUAUCAGAUUGCCCUCUUGGGGACUGGAAGACAACGUGGUCUGUAGCCAGCCUGCUCGGAACCUUAGUCGACCUGAUGGUUUAGAAGACCCCGAGGAGAGUAAAGAAAAUGAGAGUGUGCCCGUUGCUCUUGACCCUCCGGAUCAGCAUUUACGUGGUCAUGGAACAGGCUUUUGCUUUGAUUCCAGCUUCGAUCACAAGAAGUGUCCCCUCUGUGAAUUGAUGUUCCCUCCCAACUAUGAUCAGAGCAAGUUUGAAGAACAUGUUGAGAGCCACUGGAAGGUGUGUCCGAUGUGCAGCGAGCAAUUUCCUCCUGACUAUGACCAGCAGGGAUUUGAGAGGCAUGUGCAGACCCAUUUUGAUCAGAAUGUUCUAAAUUUUGACUAGUUUUUUUGAGCUGAGAGUUUUGCAGGUAAUGAGAACACCUUAAGUAGACAAGCAAGGAGACCAGGGUGUUGCUUUCCUGAACUUUCUUGUACUUUUCUGACCAAGAGCUAGUUUGAGUUUGGUGAUACUAGGGUCAGAGUAAAUCUUUGUCUUAUUAGUAAAUAUAAUUUAACUUCUGUUAAACUUAACUCCUUUAAGGAAAGAAGCUUUUUGUGUGUUUGUAUCUUUAUUUAUUCCUUAAUUUGCAAGAUGAUAUGACUAAAGGAAACGGAUUAUUUUGAUGUGGCACACUGAAAAAAGAGUAUGUUAUUAGCAGAAUUUCUGCAACUUUCUGUUUGCCUUUUUCAUUGAGUGUGACUACUAAAAUUCUGUAAUAAAAGGAAUGUAUCCUAACAGAUUUGAAAAGUAAUUCUUUGAAUAUAGAAGUUUCUAUAACUUAGCCCAUGCAAUCAAUGCUCUUUUAACCUUUGGAAAUGGGGAAUAAGAUUCUUUCCUUGCAGUGUAGCAACUAUCAUCAUAUCUAAAAUGUUUGCUUUAGGAAUAGAAGGCUUAUUUUGCAGAUAUUAUGACAAAAAUAUGUAGAAUAAUGUGAAUGAUUAUUUUUAAGGCAUCUUGAAAUCAUAGCUAAAGGAGAAAAUGGAACAAGAUAUGUUAGUACUAUUGCUUUACAUCUGUCAUAAAAUCACACAAGAUGUAUCUAUAUCACAUUUUGCUGAUGACAUUUUUCAUAAGUGAUUAAACAUUUAAUGCAUAAACUCAAA